AUGCCUUUCACCGCUUCUGACAUCUGCAAGAUCAUCUUCGCCAUCAUCCUGCCUCCUCUGGGUGUCUUCCUGGAGCGCGGAUGUGGUGCUGACCUUCUGAUCAACAUCUGUUUGACCAUUCUCGGAUGGAUUCCCGGUAUCAUCCACGCCAUGUAUGUGACCGUUGCUCUUCGCUCCUUGCGACCGAACCCGCGCUGA
This is a messenger RNA of Penicillium brevicompactum, 198 nucleotides long. Its product is annotated as YqaE/Pmp3 family membrane protein. Gene Ontology annotation, cellular component: membrane. The transcript has 2 exons. NCBI's taxonomy places the organism in Eukaryota, Fungi, Ascomycota, Eurotiomycetes, Eurotiales, Aspergillaceae. The record is from RefSeq and is a predicted model, not a curated record. The coding region runs from base 1 to 198 and encodes 65 amino acids.